UAUGGCGAAUGACAGCAGUACAGGCAUGCGACAGCAAAAACGUGUGUUUGUUACAGUGGGAACAACAGAGUUCGACAGAUUAAUUAGUGUGUUUACAACAGAAGACACAUUUAAGGUAUUAGAGAAGAAAGGAUUUACGAGUGUAACAUUACAGACAGGAAGAGGAAGCAGUGAACCGUUAUGUGGACAAGUGGGAAAAGUUACAGUGGAACACUACAGAUACAAACCGAGCAUACAGGAUGACAUCUCUUCUGCUGACUUGGUCAUCAGUCAUGCUGGAGCUGGUAGUUGUUUGGAGACCUUGGAAGCUGGGAAACCAUUGCUGGUGGUAAUCAAUGAAGACUUGAUGGGUAACCACCAACUAGAACUUGCCAAACAACUGCACCAAGAUGGCCAUAUAUACUAUUGUGAUUGUGGGUCCCUUUUACAGACUUUGCAAGAAAUUGAUAUAGACAGUCUAAAGUCAUUUAACAAAGGUGAUCCUUCAAAAGUUUGGUGUUUUUCUGGACAAUAAAAUGGGAUUUUCCUGACAAAGGAAGAUCUUAAAUGUCCUUCAUUAUUAUAGAUCUCUGUAUCAGUGAAUUGGUAUAAGACAGAUUGAAAUGUA
Molecule: messenger RNA, 607 nt
Organism: Pecten maximus
Lineage: Eukaryota; Metazoa; Mollusca; Bivalvia; Pectinida; Pectinidae
Product: UDP-N-acetylglucosamine transferase subunit ALG13 homolog
Exons: 4
Coding region: 2-514 (170 amino acids)
Biological process (GO): dolichol-linked oligosaccharide biosynthetic process
Molecular function (GO): hexosyltransferase activity
Source: RefSeq, a predicted model, not a curated record